This is a messenger RNA of Cannabis sativa, 1155 nucleotides long. RefSeq lists its product as uncharacterized. The coding region runs from base 239 to 889 and encodes 216 amino acids. NCBI's taxonomy places the organism in Eukaryota, Viridiplantae, Streptophyta, Magnoliopsida, Rosales, Cannabaceae. The transcript has 3 exons. The record is from RefSeq and is a predicted model, not a curated record.
UUGGAGUGUGGCCAUUGAAAAUGCUCUAAGGUAAAGGUAAAGUAUACGACACGUUUCUGAAUAGAGAGAAAGGAAGAAGAAAAUAGAAGAGGUUUUAGAGAGAGAAACACCCAAUGCAACCAAGUACCCAAUUUUCCUAUUAAGCAAAAAAGUAACCAAGUUUCCUUUUUUUUUUUUAAUUUAAAUUUAAAUUCCUUUUUGUAUUUUUAAUAAUCUUUACCCGGAUCGGAAUCGAUUCAUGGAGGGAGUUGGGGCCCGGCUUGGGCGGUCAUCGACCCGGUACGGUCCGGCGACGGUGUUUACUGGGCCGGUGAGGAGGUGGAAGAAGAAAUGGGUACACAUAGCUCCAUCGAGUUCUAACAGUACUGGAACAGCGUCUACCACCGCCGCCACCACCACAUCCUCCUCAAAUCACUCUCAGAUUCACGUCCAUAACGCUACCACUAACGGUUCUCAUCUUCUUCUUUAUAAGUGGAGUCCAAUUACCCAAAGCCAAAACGCCGCCAUGAACGGAGAUACUAAUGGGGACAGGGUUUCUGCUGAAGACGAGACAACGGUGACACCAUCGGACGAGCCUCCUAGGCGAAAAUUCAAAUACAUUCCGAUUGCAUUGCUAGAAGAGGAACAGAAAGAUGACACAGCAGAAGAUGAAGCUGCAGAAAAGGUGACAGAGGAAGCUAAAGCAAUUGAGAUUGAUUCAUCAAAGGAUGGUAAUUUGGAUGAGAAACCUGACAUCAAUGAUGUUCCCAUGGAAGAAAACCAGGACACAAAUCAGGUAGUAUGCCAAGAUCUGAAUGAAAGUACUUUGGAUCUGAGCUUGGGAUUCAAUGCUCAUGACCAUGAAAGCGACAAUGAUCCCGAUUCCAAAGCUGAUCACAGAGAUAGCUAGUUCAAAGAGUGAAGUUUACUGUAAUGUACCCAUUGGAGAUUGGAAACCUUGCCUAAUUUUUUGAUCAUUUAGAUUAAUUGCGCAUAAGAUUUCUGAGUCAUUUGUAGUUUCUAUUCCUGAGUCAUUUGUCAUACAUUACUUAAUUCUUUAGCACUGAACGAUCGAGUUUUUUCCCUUCCGGAAAUUCUAAUUGGUACUGAUGUUCGUACUGGAAUUUACAUAGGUGUAAUGAGAAUCAAUUAUUUAUUUAGUAUUCACAAUCAAAA